UUUCGACGCUCGCGAAAAUAGCGAAUGUACAAACAGUUUUUAAAAAAACUGCUCAAAAUUAGUGGUCAUUGCGCUAGUCGAGAUGUCGUGGUCGAAGGACACAAUGUUGAACAAUCAUCGGACGUCCGAGAAUUUCGAAUUACCACCAACGCCGCCGACGCCGUCUUCUCUUCACGUAGAAGCUCAGACUGCAAAAUCAGCAACAGGUUGCGAGACAUCCUGGUAUCACAAAUCUUGGAGUAACCCGUCAAACGCUCACAGUGUAUUUGACAUUGCAACCGAUGACACUAUUCGUUUAUUAUCUCCACCUUACGUUACGAAUUUAAUUUCGAACACUGACAGUCAAAAUUAUCGCACGUGCAGAUGGGAACAGUGCCAACACAAUGCCACGAAUUAUCAUUCGAUGAUUGAUCAAGCAAACGAAAAGAGUGCGAUAUCUCCGAACAAAUCCGAAGAGUUAUACGAGACUAAUGAGGAUCGUCGUGUAACAAUUACAACAAACACGGGAACGAUGUUUCGUGCCUGGGAGAUGCCACAUUUGCAAAACACACUUGUGAAUUACGAGCAAGGGGGCAAAUAUCAAUCUUGGCAAAACGCGCAGCAUAAUGAAAAGUUUGCGAAUUCAUUUGAGCAAAAUUCUCGGUCGUACCAACGAGAGCGAGAAUUAAUAAAGAAAACAGGCGAGAAACCGCGGAAAGAAAGAACCGCGUUUACAAAGCAACAAGUUCGACAUCUCGAGUGCGAAUUCGCACACAGUAAUUAUCUGACGCGUUUGCGUCGUUACGAGAUUGCCGUAGCGCUGGAUCUGACAGAACGUCAGGUGAAAGUGUGGUUUCAGAAUAGACGUAUGAAAUGGAAGCGAACGAAAGGAAAUAUGGCUAAUCUGCAGGAGACAACAACUACGUCGUAGAAGAUU
Molecule: messenger RNA, 916 nt
Organism: Pseudomyrmex gracilis
Lineage: Eukaryota; Metazoa; Arthropoda; Insecta; Hymenoptera; Formicidae
Gene: btn
Product: homeobox protein Hox-D10-like
Exons: 4
Coding region: 83-910 (275 amino acids)
Biological process (GO): positive regulation of transcription by RNA polymerase II
Cellular component (GO): nucleus
Molecular function (GO): DNA-binding transcription factor activity, RNA polymerase II-specific; RNA polymerase II cis-regulatory region sequence-specific DNA binding
Source: RefSeq, a predicted model, not a curated record